Conger conger (European conger) is the source of this 3727-nucleotide messenger RNA. It is a transcript of the gene enpp5, whose product is annotated as ectonucleotide pyrophosphatase/phosphodiesterase 5. Lineage: Eukaryota; Metazoa; Chordata; Actinopteri; Anguilliformes; Congridae. The transcript has 4 exons. Bases 61 to 1494 code for a protein of 477 amino acids. The record is from RefSeq and is a predicted model, not a curated record.
GACUUCCGGUUUGAGAAACGUCUUCUUUAUAUUCAGCAAGUGCAGGUCUGCAAUAACAAGAUGGCAGACGGUGAAGUCAGCGCCCGCUUCCUGCUGGGAGUCGUCGCCAUGGCGACGCUGCUCCCCGCCUGUCGGCCCCGGGACCUCCAGCGCCUCCUGCUGGUCUCGUUCGACGGCUUCCGCUGGGACUACGUCCGGCGCGUUCCCGCGCCCAACUUCCGGGCGCUGCUGGAGGAGGGGGUCGGCGUGGAGCAGAUCGAGAGCGCCUACGUCACCGAGACCUUCCCCGACCACUACACCCUGGUGACGGGGCUCUUCGCCGAGAGCCACGGCGUGGUGGCCAACGAGAUGUACGACCCCGACCUCAACGCCACCUUCGCCCCGGGCCGGCCGGGCUCCCGCGACCCGCGCUGGUGGGACGGGGCGGAGCCCCUGUGGGUGACCAAUCAGAGGGCGGGGCACGGAAGCGGCGCGGUCAUGUGGCCCGGGUCCGACGUGCCGAUUCGCGGGACGUACCCCACCCGCUACCUGCCCUACAACGGCUCCGUGGAGUUCGAGGAGCGCGUGCGCGGCCUGCUGGGCUGGUUCUCGCGGGGGGGGGAGGAGGAGGAGCAGCCGCCAAUCAGGCUGGGGCUCCUGUACUGGGAGGAGCCUGACCUCAGCGGCCACGCCUUCGGGCCCGACAGCCCCCUGAUGGACGACGUCAUCGCCGACGUGGACGCCAAGCUGGGCUUCCUGCGGGAGGAGCUGCGCAAGGCGGGGCUGUACGAGCGCGUGAACCUGGUCGUCACGAGCGACCACGGGAUGGCGCAGAUGUCGCCCGAGCGGGUGGUGGAGCUGGACGAGUACCUGAGCAGGGACCAGUACACCUGGGUCGGCAAGAGCCCCGUGGUGGGCAUCCUGCCCAGGGAAGGGAGGCUGGAGGAGGUGUACCACGCCCUGGCCGGCGCCCACCCCAGCCUGCGCGUGUACAGAAAGGAGGAGAUCCCCGAGCGGUUCCACUACCGGCACAGCGGCCGCAUCAUGCCCCUCGUCCUCGCCGCGGAGGAAGGCUGGACCGUCGUGCAGAACCGGAGCGACGGCCUCAUGCAUGGUAACCAUGGAUACGACAACGCCCUACCCAGCAUGCACCCCGUGUUUGUGGCCCGCGGCCCCGCCUUUCGGCAGGGGUACAACAAGACGUGGGCGCGCUCCGUGGACUUGUACCCGCUCAUGUGCCACAUCUUGGAUCUGCCCCCCGCCCCGAACAACGGCUCAUUGGCCAACGUGCGGGACCUGCUGCGCGAAGCCACGCCCCCUCCCACACCGGCCCCGCCCCCGCGCGUCACUGACCCCACCUACGCCCGUGUGGUGGGCUCCCUAUUGGGCGUGGCCUUGGUGGGCGGGUUCCUCCUGGUGUUCCUGAGGCAGGUGACCCUCCGCCAGCUUCCGGCCACGCCCAUUGGCAACAUGGAGAUCUCCAGGCCCCUCCUACAGGACCAUCUGGAGAUAUAACCCUCAGGGUCACUGUGUGUCUGUGUGUGAGGGAGCGUGUGUGUGUGUCUGUGUCUGUGUGUGUGUGUGUGUGUGUGUGUGUGUGUGAGAGGGAGAGAGAGUGUGUGUGUGUGUCUGUGUGUGAGGGAGCGUGUGUGUGUGUGUCUGUGUGUGAGGGAGAGUGUGUGUGUGUGUGUGUGUGUGUGUGUGUGUGUGUGUGUGUGUGUGUCUGUGUGUGAGGGAGAGAGAGUGUGUGUGUGUGUCUGUGUGUGAGGGAGCGUGUGUGUGUGUGUGUCUGUGUGUGAGGGAGAGUGUGUGUGUGUGUGUGUGUGUGUGUGUGUGUGUGUGUGUGUGUGUGUGUGUGUGUGUGUGUGUGUGUGUGUGUGAGAGAGAGCAUGCAUGCGCCUGUGUGUGGGACUGUUGGUGAACAUGAUCGUUUUAGGUUUAGGUUCAGUGUCAUAACCAUUAGCAGUGUAGCCGCACUAUGAGUGGACGUGUUUCUCUGCCUUAUUGUCAAAGGCUACUCAUAUCUAAGCCAGUUUUCAGAAUGGAAGGGAAUUCUGUUCCUCGGGUUCAGUAUAAGGGAGAUAUGUAACUGGAAUCAGAUGCAUAGAUGUGUGUCUUAAGGUGGUUUUUAAGGUUUCUUUGUUUGUUGCUUGAGUGGCUUUUUGAUAGGCUGUGGUAAAGGGAGUGUUGUAUGUGAAAGUUAUCGGUGAAUUAUUCAGAAGACCUGCUACCAUAAAAAUGGAGAAAACUUUGCACACUUUGAAUUACCCAAUGUGAACUUUCCUCACUGUGAUAUAAGGUAUAACCAGGAAGAGUACAGUAGAGUGGAGUAGAGUAGAAUAUAGUACUUUAUAGUUGAGUAAAGAUUGGAGUGGUGAAGCCCUGCUUGCGUGAGAGAUCAGUAAAAAAUCAAGUACCCUUUUUGCCUUUUCUGAUUGGUUUCUGCCAGUCUGUCUCCGUGUCGCAGAAGUACAGUAUUUAUUUGGUGACUUUGUUGCUUUACCUGGCAUUAAUUACAUUAAAUGACACAUUGUGAGGAAUACUUGUAACUACUAAAUAAUUUCGAUACAUAAUUAAGAUCUGGUUCUUUCUUUUAUGUGUUGGGAGGAAAUCAGAAAAUAGUGUUUUUACUUAACGUAGACAUGGCUUCCUUUUUGAAGAAGAGAGAGUCAUUGCUGGUGAUUGCUGUGUAGAUUCACAUGCAGUAUGAAGACACUGCUCAACUUGCAGAUUGAAGUUUCGGUGGAAACUGAGCCAUCAUGGCGGCAUGAGCAGAGCCACAAUGGCUUCCGUGGCGGUGCACAGGAAAAUCUCCUUAGUGAUGGGUCUUCUAUGUAAUGUUUUUUUUUUUUCAUGUUUGAACUUUAAAAAUGCUUUAUCUGUGGUAAUGGCAUUAGUAUUACGUGUGUCCUGAAUUUUGUUUUCUUUUGUAAAAUAAGUGUUUUCAGAGUUUCUGUUUUGCACUAAAUGUUAGAAUGGGAAUGAGCUUGCCGGGCUGUGCGCAAAGUGUCUCGGACCGUCUCGGGAACGAGCGACGCCUCGCUUGUGAACUCGGAAACUCGGUCGCUCUGACUCGGGAGCCCGGAGCUACGAGCACGGAGCUUUCUGGUUGUUCCCUCAUAGCAACCGUUGCUAACGUGAGCACCACUCACUCGACUGCUGCUUUUGACAUAUGUCCGGAUAUUAUAUUACAUAUUAUCCUGGAGAUCUACCUUCCUGUAGGUUUCCACUCCAACCCUAACAAAGCACACCUCGCAUCUUCAACAGAAUGAGAUCUCGUUGAGCAAAUGAGUAGAAUCAGGUGUCCUGAAUUUGGGUUGGAAGGAAGAUCUUGAGGGACAGGUUUGGGCAGAUGAGAUUAAAUAUAGUAUUUCUCUCAAUGCGUUUCCUGAAGUGGUCUGAGAACUUUGCUCACAGCGGUCAAAUCUCCCAUGCAAAGGGACGUUAGCACUGUGAUGUAGUUUUACCAGCUACAGCUACCAGGAAUUUUAAAUAAUAUAUUUUUAUGCAUUAUGUGUGACAGUGGCUGCCUUACUGUUAAUAAUUCAUCAUUUGUUGCUGUUGUCCUGUUCCUCUUUAUGUCCAUUCAAUUCUCAUUGGAAUGCAUGCACUGUACAGGGAAUGUUCCAGAAUGAUCCUGUUGAAAAGUUCCGGAAGCCCUGACAUCGAAAAAAUGUCAAGUUUCCCCCAAAUUCACUCUGGGGGGGGAAAAAAAAUAAAAUUAAAAUAAAUGAAAAGUUUUUCUUUC